Molecule: messenger RNA, 1026 nt
Organism: Trichechus manatus latirostris (Florida manatee)
Lineage: Eukaryota; Metazoa; Chordata; Mammalia; Sirenia; Trichechidae
Product: olfactory receptor 52D1
Exons: 1
Coding region: 70-1026 (318 amino acids)
Biological process (GO): G protein-coupled receptor signaling pathway
Cellular component (GO): plasma membrane
Molecular function (GO): olfactory receptor activity; G protein-coupled receptor activity
Source: RefSeq, a predicted model, not a curated record
CAAACACCUGAUUUUACAGAGUAGUCAUACCAACACACUUUGGAUAGAAUCCUUCUUUUGCCAUGCAGGAUGUCAACUUCCAACAUCAGUGAUAAUAGUCUUCCAACCACUCUCUUUCUGACAGGGAUCCCAGGGCUGGAGGACAGCCACAUCUGGAUUGUUAUUCCAUUUUGUGCCAUGUACCUGGUGGCACUGGCUGGAAAUGCUGCCCUUAUAAUGAUCAUCGCCAUGGACAAUACUCUUCAUGAGCCCAUGUCCCUCUUUCUUUGCCUUCUCUCACUCACUGACCUGGCCCUCAGCUCUACCACCAUGCCCAAGACACUGGCCAUUUUGUGGUUUCAUGCUGGUGAGAUUUCCUUCAAUGGCUGCCUAGCCCAGAUGUUUUGCAUCCAUUCUAUCUAUGCUUUGGAGUCCUCAGUUCUUCUUGCCAUGGACUUUGACCAAUAUGUAGCUAUCUGCAAACCUCUCAGAUAUACAACAAUUCUCAACCAUAAUGUCAUAGGCAAAAUCACCCUUGUUGGGAUAUUCCGUAGUGUAGCCAUUGUUUCCCCCCUUAUCUUCUUGCUGAAGCGACUCCCCUACUGUGGGCACCAUGUCAUGACAUACACAUACUGUGAGCACAUGGGCAUUGCUCGACUGGCCUGUGCCAACAUCACUGUCAUUGUUGUCUAUGGACUGACUGUAGCUCUGCUGGCCAUGGGUCUGGAUUUCAUCCUCAUUGCAAUCUCCUAUGGCUUUAUCCUCCAAGCUGUCUUUCACCUACCAUCUCAUGAUGUCCGGCGCAAGGCUCUAAGUACCUGUGGUUCCCAUCUUGGAGUCAUCCUGGUUUUCUACAUGCCUGCCUUCUCCUCCUUCCUCACACACCGCUUUGGCAGACACCAUGUCCCCAAGCACGUGCACACCUUUCUGGCUAAUCUCUAUGUGCUGUUGCCUCCUGUACUCAACCCAAUCAUCUAUGGAGCCAGGACCAAGGAGAUUAAAAGUCGACGUCUCAAACUGCUUCACCUGAGGAAGGACUCAGUAUGA